AUCAACAACUCUCUUCAUCUUGGUUCAGUCUAUUUAAAAACCAAACAAACCUGCAUGUAUACUUGUGUACUGAACGUCAUGGGCUUGAACCUCAUCACCAUCCUGGAUGCCUCCUUCAAUCGCAACCAAUCACACCCUUAUUCUCACCUUAUUUUUGUCCCCACUGUCUCUUAUCUUGCAACCAUCAGUUUUCUUGUAUUGCCUUCUUGUUAAUUUGAUCAUGUUUCGUAAGCUUUAGAGGUAUUAGUUAUUUUAGUUCAGGAUUGUGAUCUUGAUUAGGGUUGUGAUGGAUCCUUGUGGUUUUGACGAUGGAUUUGACGAAUGGUUUUCAGAGAUGUUGAAGUUGGGAGGCUAUGAAGAUGAUGUGUCUUUUCUCCCUGAGGUGGAUCAAGAAGAGAACUCUAUUGAUUCAGAUGAGUUAUAUGAUCUUAUAGAUAAGGAGGUAAAGGAGUACUGCAAGAGUAUGAAGAAAGUUUCUUACAAGAAAACAAUUGAGAAUGGUUUCAAAUGGAUGAGUGAGGAAUGCCUCUUAGCUUUCACAAUUUCUGCUGAAAAGUUACAUUGUGAGGGCAUCGAGCACAAGUUUGGUGAACUUCACAGUCAAUGUUUCAGCGUUGAGUCUCAUGACAAGAUUUUUCAUCACUAUAACUUCACUAUUGAGGAAAAGCAUGGAAAUUCUGAUGUUUGGACUUCAAAACUUUAUUUUGCUGAAGUAAAGCAGUUUUCUGGUGUAAAAUCCUUUCUCUGCUGUCUGCUGGAGCAAAAUGACUGUGGUCACUGCUAUGGAUGCAAGAAUCAGGAUGUGUAUGACUUAAAACAUCCUAGUAAAGGUGGUUAUUAUGAAGGACAUUCUGGUAUAUGUUGGCCUUUUAUGGAUGAAACAGACUAUGACUCUGAUAGUGAUGAUGGUUGUGUCCUUGGCUAUUGAGAAGGUACAUAUAAGUAUGAUGUCUAAAUACUUUACCGUGAAAAUAU
Sorghum bicolor (sorghum) is the source of this 975-nucleotide messenger RNA. RefSeq lists its product as uncharacterized. The record is from RefSeq and is a predicted model, not a curated record. NCBI's taxonomy places the organism in Eukaryota, Viridiplantae, Streptophyta, Magnoliopsida, Poales, Poaceae. The coding region runs from base 287 to 928 and encodes 213 amino acids. The transcript has 4 exons.